Hyla sarda is the source of this 923-nucleotide messenger RNA. RefSeq names its product small integral membrane protein 7 (gene SMIM7). The coding region runs from base 275 to 502 and encodes 75 amino acids. The record is from RefSeq and is a predicted model, not a curated record. The transcript has 5 exons. Lineage: Eukaryota; Metazoa; Chordata; Amphibia; Anura; Hylidae.
CUCAAGUAGUUUUGAUAGAGGAGGUACACGGGGGGAUUUCUCCUCUAUACAGUGCUCUACAGAUGGCACACGUUAAACAAUACUCCCCUGCCCUACAGUAAGCCUUGUUGUCUCCGGGUGGACGCUUGUGGCGUCUCUGCGGAGGCCCCGACCCCACGUGAACCAGGAUAAACACUACUGUCAGGCAGUGAGCGCUGAUUGGCUGCACACAUCCUCCAGCAGCCGGAAAGCGGAAGUGUACGUGCACCGGUGAGCUGGCUGCUGCUGUGGCAGGAUGAUCGGGGACCUAUUGCUUUUCGGGACGCUGUUGGUGAAUGCCGGAGCAGUAUUGAACUUCAAAUUAAAAAAGAAAGAAUCCCAGGGAUUUGGAGAUGAUGCUGCAGAGGCUACUACAGGUGACAACAUUCGAGAAUUUCUGCUCAGUUUACGCUACUUUCGGAUUUUUAUCGCCAUGUGGAACAUUUUUAUGAUGUUUUGUAUGAUCGUGCUUUUUGGUUCAUAGACAUUGUGGGCCUAAGAAUCUUUCUGUUUGGCUAUGUGGAUUUUUUCUAUCCUUCAACCUUCAACAAGCUACAAUACCCAGACUCAAUUUCCAUAGAUAUCACCAAGGCCUAGUUAAUUUGCAGAAAACGUCUGUAGAAUUGUAUAUAUUGGACUUUUUUGUGAACAUAGUGCAAAAAUAUCUAAAGAGACUAUAGGAAAAUGUCAUACUUACAUGGGACCUUUUGCCAUUUCUCAAUGUUUUGGUAUUUUUAGCUGUACAAAUAGUGUAUUUCAAGAAGCACCUUUAUUUCCUGCUUCUCGAUUAGUGUCAUCUUCUGAAAGAUGACGUUUCUGGUAUAUCAGAUCUAGAGAUGAGCGAACUUACAGUAAAUUCGAUUCGUCAUGAACUUCUCGGCUCGGCAGUUGAUGCUUAUCCUGCA